AUGUCGACUGGGAGCGUGUGUUCGCUCGACCGUGAUCGAGUAUUCGGUACUUGGAUCGGGAACCAGAGUAUGGUAACCGUUCUAUCGAAGGAAAGGCAAUCACAUGCGUACUGGGAAGGUCGGAUCGGAGAAGAUCUCGAACCUACUGGAAGAGAAAUGAGGGUGCAGAUCAGAGAGAGAUCAUAUGCACCGGGAAUGGACCGAGAGGCGAUCCAGAGUGGACAACCUCGCCUUACUGAGAGCCAGAAGGCCACCUUCGAACUAUACUUAUUUAGUGGGGAUGGCAAUAGGGUCCAAGACCGUAUGAUCUGUCCGCUGGGCAUUAAACGGUCGGAUUUGACCGGCGAGCAUGCCUUGGGAAAGGCUUAUGCGAGGAAAUGGCUUUUAGCCAAGAGGUUCGGCAGGGAACAAGGGGCUGAAUCUGAGACCCUGCGACCACGGCUAAGGAAAACCGGGUCGGAGUGUUUCACCGAGCUUGCAGAGUCUUUCGGUGUCAACAAGAAAAAAACUCUCUUUCACUAG
Microthlaspi erraticum is the source of this 522-nucleotide messenger RNA. The record is from the annotation of a GenBank genome assembly. NCBI's taxonomy places the organism in Eukaryota, Viridiplantae, Streptophyta, Magnoliopsida, Brassicales, Brassicaceae.